GACGUAGUACAAUCUUCUUGGACCUACAGUUAUGCAAACUCCGCCCAUAAUGCAAAAAGAAAGGGACACAAUAAUUCAACAUUUGGGGGACACCACGGGGAAAAAAUAAAUGUGCUUGUCGCAUUCUGCACGAUGAAACCUUUCCUGUGUUGAACAAUAACUGUCUUGACGUCAGCUCUGUAUUCUGUUGUGGACUUUAUAUACCAAAUCUUUUCUUUACGGCUCGAUUACAAGAAGUAAGGAUUACAACUAGGAAGAAUUGUUUGCAAUAAAAAACAAAUUAGUGAGAGAUUAAUGAUUUUAAUGGCGUAUUCUAAAAUAAACUGCUGCAGAACAAUAGAAUGUAGAACAAAAUGUUAUAGGAUUACACAUUUAGUUCCAGGAAAUGCAAGUCUAUUCUCAGAUUCCGGCAUUGACUCUCCAAAAUAGCACAUUUAGUUGCAUGUAUACGAAAUACAAUUUAGAUCGAGAGAGCACUCGAAAAUGAACUAUUUAAAAAAAUUUAUUAUAUGUUGCUGAUUGUACCUGAAGCUAGAAUGAAAACUCGCGCCAUCUUCGUGGUUCUACUUUUAGACAUGGUCCUGAGUGCUCCACAGUACGCUGACUUUUAUUCUAGCCUUGACGCGUUCCUAGCUGGCAAUCCAAUCAUUGCAUCUUCAGACACAGCUUCUACCUCAGCUCAGCCUUCCACGGCAGAGAAGAAAACGGAUGCCCCUAACAAAAAUGUGAAUCUUCCUUCAGGAAAUCGUCAAAGUUCGUUCCCGACUCAAGGCCCCACACAAGCGUUUGACUUAUCCAACUUGAACACAUGGGACAAUUUACCUGCUUCACUGUUUGCGGCGCCUUCUCCUCCCCACCAGCCCGCGCCUCAACGAUCCCAAGCUCAACCAGGAGCGCACCAAGAAAAUAACUGGAAUGACCAAUCACAUUUUGACACUGGGCCAUCUCAAAGAACUUGGGACUCCUUUGAUCAGGGUAUCGUUUCUGGCGGAGUGGACUCUGGAAAUAUGGUUGGUGGCGGCACUCCCAGUGGUAUGCAAGAGCCGUUUCUUCCUUUAGCUGACCACUCACCAGGUUCCACCAUGGCCGACAACCCUGGUCAGAUGCUGGACUGGUCAUCACCUCCGGUAAGCAAGGACACGCACAAAUAUGAAGAUCUGCCUACACCCCCUCCACCUUCAGAUGCUGAGGGCAUGGCCAAAGCUGUGCUUAGAGGUCAAGUCAAAAGGUGGGAGUGGACUUACUCUAACACGUUGCUGCAAGGCGAAAUUUCAUCUAACUAUAAGGAUGACUCCCAAAGCACCGUGUUCUGUUGCCAGCGUCUCCCGUACAUUUGCAACGUGGAUGGAGUGUGUGUCAUCGACAGAAAGGAGUGUCAGGAGUUCUGCUCAUGCGCAAACAAUCCGUUCACCCCACAUUGCACCAAAGACGUCAUUCCCAGGAUUAAAAAGAAAAUGGUCGCCUUGGAGGAUAAAAUUCUUCAGAGAGUAUCCAAAGAGCUUAACCUGCUGAUCCCACCGCCUUUAGUCACAACUCAGCAUCCACUAGAGACAACAACAGAGGACAUGUUUCCCAUUGGCGGAUCCAAGUACGAUCCUGAGGUGGUCAACAGCCCAUUAACUUCUGAUAAGAUACCGGUAACUCCUACGUCCAAUUCAAAAUUCGACGCAAAAUCGACGCCGCAGUCAAAAUACGACUCCAAAGUGAAAUCAACCUUUAUGGGUUCACAUCUCCAACAUCCUGCAAAUAAGGCAGCCGAUCCCACAACUCCCAAACCGGAAGCUUCGAAAUCUAUUACGACCUUACUUCCGGCGUCAUCCGGAAUGGUUUCAAAGUCAUCGCUCAAUGUUUCCUCUUACAUUCCGUUCGCACCGGAAGCACCAACUGUGAGCAGCGUUGACGGGCGUAGCGUUCAACGAGGCACUUCAAACCUCGACAUGCCGCAACCAUCAAACUCAUCAACAUUCCAAACCCCGUCACGAGCAGCAGCUCAAAGGCCGAGGCCUACGACGACUUCAAGAACUCAGAAAUCAACCACAGCGCCAGCACGUAAUGCGUCGACUGUUUUGACAGCUAACAAAUCGCCAACGAUUUCGCCCAAAACGAGGACCACAUCCACUACUGCUACAAAAACAACUACUUUGUCUGCUCACAAUAGUAAAGAAUCAUUUUUACAUUCUGUAUAUAAUUUCGACCAUUUCUCUCUAACGCAGUCAUCAGACGAUUCAAAAGGCAAGAGACACCUGUCAACCAUCUCCAAUACGACUGAGCCACCUUCACGCAAGACUUCAGUAUCUACAAGGUCACCUAAAGCUUCUUCUAAUUUAUUACACAUUUCGACAACAAUAUCGUCUCCUGAUCCUACAAGCUCAUCUAAUAAUAACACUUCAGCAAAGGCAUUGAGAGGAUUCACUGCUAAUACAAACCCUGUUUCACCCACAUUGAAGAGUUCCACAGCUUCUGUCCCUUUAAUAAAAGGUGACAUUAUAUCUUUUACCUUACCAACAUCUUCAGCAAAGUCGUCAAUAACAUCAGCAACUUCGACAGCAUCAACAUCGGUUUCUACAGCAUCGCCCAUAUCGUCGUCAACUUCAUCGUCUACCAUCCCCCCAAGUACAUCGUCAAAAACAGACACGUCAAUUCUAGAAUCUAAAACUGAAACCAAUGGUGCGUUUCUAAGCAAUGAAUCUAGGAUUAGCCUGGUAACUACAAAGCAAGACAACCCAUAUACAUUCAAUUCCACUUUUCAAAACUCACCCAGUACAACGCAAACGACACAGAUGCCUUUUGCCGAAACGUCAACAAGCAAUGGAACAUCUACUUCGGUGGAAAUAUCGAAGGAAAUUCCCCAAGUAUCAAGUACCAUCUCCAGCGUUAAGGAGCCUGAAAACUUCAGAGCAACGAAUGACAGUAAAACCAAACAUUCAAGCCUUUCUCCAGAUGGAAGAGGUUCGAGAACUGAAACGACAGAAGCUUUUUCAGAAGCCUCAACUGAAUCUCAGUCCGUCAAUUCCUCAGCAACUCCAACAGACGCGACAACAUAUCAAGCAGAAUCCAUCUUGAUUACCACAACACCAUCUCCCAAGGAAUCUGAGCUUGUAGAUCCUAACAAAGAACAAGGCUUACUGGACUGGUUUGGUUCGAACUCCAGCAGAAAAGAUCAUUUUCCAAUGUCCUCCCCUCGUCCUCAUUAUGAUACGACGACGACGUUUUUUGGGGACUCGGAUGAGAAAGAACCAUGCGGCCCGGAAUGUGAAAAAAACGGAGGCAAAUGCUUCAUGGGGAGUAACUUUAAGUCUUACUGUGGUUUCGUCAAUGGUGAUCCAUGCAACAAUUUCCAGUGCAUUAACGGCACUUGCUUAUAUACAGAGGGCCUCUAUAUCUGUGACUGCAAAGAAGGCUGGACGGGUACUUUCUGUGAUAAACCCUGCGACCUUGACUGUGGAGCCCACGGGACAUGUGGCCGAAUGGGUAACAUGACGGGCUGCAUAUGUCAUCAGAACUACACUGGGAACAGGUGUGAAGAAAAGAGAAAGAUUGUUCUCAACGUGAGAGAGGUUGCUGUUGGCGUCAACAAUCUAAAAGUCUGGGAGGUGGCUCUGAUAGCCAUCAUGGCUGCGGUCUGCAUCGCUGUCGUGUUUAUCGUCCUACCCUACGUCCUCUGGAGACGUCAAUGGUUACCCAUCAGGCAGCUGAUAUUCUACUUCCAGGAAUACGAGGAUGAUGAUGACAAAGACUAUGAUGCCUUCAUUUCCUACAAGUCCAGCCCCAGGGAUGAGCGUUUUAUUCUGCAACAUCUCUACCCGAAAUUGGAGAAGGAACUUGACUUCCGCCUGUGUCUUCAUUUUCGGGAUUUUUCACCAGGAGAACCCAUUGCCAACAACAUUAUUAAUGCCAUCGAGCGAAGUCGACGAACAAUCAUGAUUCUCUCCCCAAACUACGUGGCCUCGGAAUGGUGCAGGAUGGAGUACCAGAAGGCCCAGCACGAGAUGCUGAGGUUGAAGCACAAAAUCAUUCCCAUCGUUCUAGAAGACAUCAGCGGCAUGCCGGAAAUGGACAGCAACUUGAAGACCAUCAUCAACACCGUGACCUACAUCGAGUGGCCCGGGGAGGAGGAGCCGAGCAGCAGCAAAAAGGUGGAGAGGUUCUGGAAACUUCUGGAGCUUUCCAUGCCCAAGAAGAAAGACGCUCUCGCUCGCUCCUUGAGCACAUGCAGCAGUGAUGUGCCCCUGACAACUGUGUCGAAGACUUGCUUUGACAGCAUCGUGUCUUCGCUAAAGGGAGAUGAUUGGCUCUCGGCUACUUCCUUGGAGAGUAGCUCCAGCAGUGCUAGUGGAAGUAGCACGGAAAGUGGUAAAAGCCUUAAGCGCGAACGUGGAUCUAAAGACAUCCCAGUCGACCCAGGAGUGUUCUUUGAAGAUCGCAAAGCCAGCCAAGUCAGCAGCAUUGCUGGCAGCAAAGGUAUCGCCAAGGGCGUUGGUAGCGUGGAAGGCAGCAGUGUCACCAAAAGUAGACGAAGCAGCGAUAUUACAAGUGACAAGACGCAUAUAUCGUCCCAAUCCGCUGUCUCGUCGCGAACCAAACAGCUGCCUUUUGAGCAUAGCGUUUUGGCGCCCAUUGCACCAGUCCAGCCUUUAAAAACAUCGUUCUCUUCUCCCAUCCUACCAUUACUUGAAAGCACCGUCAGCCCACAUCACGGACGAUCCUCCUCUGAGGAAGAGACCAACGUUUUGUCGCCGUUGAUUAAAUUGACUAACCCUGCUCCUGAGGAGACAAACAUUCCAGAUGAGACAGCAGCGGCGCCUAAAUUCUCUAGUGAUGACUUUAUCAUCGAGGUCCGAGAGGUCGGAAACCAGAUCAAGGUAACUUCUAGACCUCCAAGGAAGUACGCUACUAGGGAAUUGAUGGUCUGAGCACCAGUACAAGAUAGUCGAGAGUAUAAUUGUAAUGAUAAUCGUGUAGAUAUGGAGUGACACUAGCACUAGUCCAUACUCAAAUUGUAAUGAUAAUCGUGUUGAAAUGGAAUGGGACAAGUCCAAGAUUGUCGAUACUCAAAUUGUAAAGCUAAUCGUGUAGAAAUGAAAUGGUGUGUCACAUAUCCUCCAUUAAUUAAGGUCCACGAUCUUAUUGUGAAAAGAUUAAGUCACAAAACUGGUCUGUAAAGUGUUUCCAAGAAAGAUAACGAUGUUUGAAUGGAACAGUCAUGUAUCUCUAGUACUUCCACUUCAAUUAAACUUCAUUGUGAGACUAGUACCACGAGGCUUCUGUAACACUGUCAUUUCUUGCAAUGGAGUCUUUUUCAGUCAAUCAUUGCUUUAAUAAUAGCCCACCGUUUUUAAUUAUUUUUUAGACACUUUAAUAUAUUACGAUAUAAACAGAAUUUGUUUUCUCACUUGUUACUUAUUACAUUUCAAAACUUGAAAAAAAAAAAGGGAUACAUAUCUCAAAUAGUACGCCCUGUGUUAUAAACAUCACCGGAAGUUGGUGUAGUACAUCACUGUUUUAAUAUUGACGGAUACAAAUUUGGUUAUCAUUGAGUAUUUGAGCCUAUCUUUUGUUUUAGUUAUGAUUCUUUAUGUCCUGUUGACUUAAUGAUUUACCAAACAAACCACCAUUAUAAAACCUGUCAUGUACAAAAUUAGCUCUGAAGGUUUACAGGAGGUGUUUCAGUGUAUUUAUAGUCUAAAAUGAAUAUAUAAUGAUCUAUGUGCGGAUAUUAUCCUUUAUAUAUUUUCCAAAUAUAAAUCUCUAAUGUACCAAGUAAUUAUUAAGGUGUCUGUGUGUAUGCAUAAAUUUCAUGUAAAUUUCAUGUAGAGAAGUCAACUUAAUAAGUUCAUACGACCAUGAUUAGAUCAUCAUUUGCCAGGAUUAUUCCUUAGGGCUUAUAUCAUUGUGAAGAUGUAGCUUGAAGGGCUGAACUUUCAGUCACCUAAGGGCUGAACUUUCAGUCACCUAAGGGCUAAACUUUCAGUCACCUAAGGGCUAAACUUUCAAGUCACCUAAGUCCCAAACCUGUGACUUAAACUAACUAAUAUAAGAGACUAGAUUAAUACCUUGUACUUGACGGAGGAAUCUUUUUUUUGAAAAAAAUUUUGUAACUUAUAACAUAGAUCGAUGAUAAGAUAAAUUCAGAAGUUUAUACUUCAGAUGUAUUUGUUAAGAACAUUGGCUAGAUUAUAUACACAAGCGUUCCCUGGAAUGUAUGGCUAGUAUACAUUAAUUCUGAGAUGCUGUAUUCAAAUAAUUUAUGUGACUGUUUCAACUGAGUUGAAUUUUCUAGGGAAAGCUAAAGCCUUAAACUUGUGACGCCUAAGUAGAUGUUUACCUAGCGCAGCCCUAUUAGUUGCAUAUUUAACAAACACAUUCAGCUUUCGUGGUAAGCUUUUAAAAAAUUGUUAAGAUCUCAUUCGUAACUCUGUUGUCUGUGGUAUCAUACAAUAGGAUAGGCAUGAAGACAUCUUUUAAAUACACUUAGUAGGGUAUAACUUUCAAAUCCCAAGGUAGCAUAAUUUAAGCUUUUGAUAUGUGACCUUAGAAAGGUUAACUAAAUAAAUGUAACAUCAAAACAUGUCACGUGCGAUGCAUAGCUAAACUAACUAUAUACAUUAGGACUACAUUUAUUGUAUACUUCUGUCCUAAAUGGAUUUAUCUAGGAGAUUUGCAUACCAAUAAAAAAGUGUAACAGUGCGCUAUAUACCGUAAUUUUGUAACUCUCUGAGUGGUAUGCGGGCUAAUAAAAUAAGAUUGUAACGACCAUAACAACAUGUAACAUAAAAGAGAUAAUGCAAUAUUCAAUGUAAAAAUGUAAAUGACUUCCUCUUCAGAAGCUUUGCUAUCAACACAUACAAAAAAAGGUUUAAUCUGCUUAAAUAAAAAAUGGUCUGUUUUACAUUAAAACGGCGUGAAAUAGCUGCAGUUGUUUGCUAUUUUUAGACUCGUUUACACAAAGACCUUUAAAAUGAAGCAGUUUUUUAUUCUGUUCAGUUAAGUGUGAUGUGCUAGACUAUUUAGCUGCUAUUAUAAUUGUACCUCAGUGGCGUCGCAAGAGUUGUGUAAAGGGCCGGAACCCACCGGGUCACACCGAACUGAAAACAAAACUCUUUUUUUUCAAAAGGAGAUAUUUAAAAAAAAAGAAUUGAUAAUAGCUAGAUACUGAAAUAACGUAUACACCUUUAAUAAUGAAGAUAACAAAUAAAUAUUUUUGGAUUGGGUGUUUGCGGGUUAACUAACCUUACCGGAUGACACCAUCCCUAGCGACUCCACUGUUGUUCAUUAAGGUGAUAAACUAAUGUGAAAUGUCAAUACAAAGUAACAUUACAACUCUGAAUUUGUUCUGUUUAUGUCCCCAUGUAAAGUAGACAUUACCGUCUCUAUAGUCUUGUGUAUAUAUUGUAUUUUGUAAAGGGCUUUGUUCAAAUGUUUUGUAAACAUUCCUUAUAAAACUUUAUACUUUUUAACAUUUUUGUACAUUUUGUGAUAAAUUUUGCAGGUUUAUUUUUAUAUUUUUAUUACGAAUAAAUAGAGUUCAUGCCAUAAGUAAUAAAAUGGAGUUUUGAAACUUUUAAAAGUGUAUAGUUCUAUAUUUUACCAGAGAUAUGACAUUAAAAUAAAAUCUGUUUUGUUGAAAGUUAAGACUUAUGCAUUGAGACUUUUUGUUGCUAUCGAAAUGUAAAUAUGUGUUGUAAAGCCGAACUGAACUAAUAAUGGCUACAACUAUGAAAAUUAUAGAAUUGUCUUAUAAAUCAUUAUGUUCUACUGUUCCAUUGCUUUGGCAUUAAUGUUGAUUCUUUCACAACUUCUUU
Biomphalaria glabrata is the source of this 7802-nucleotide messenger RNA. RefSeq lists its product as uncharacterized. The transcript is spliced from 6 exons. Bases 510 to 4913 code for a protein of 1467 amino acids. Gene Ontology annotation, molecular function: transmembrane signaling receptor activity. Lineage: Eukaryota; Metazoa; Mollusca; Gastropoda; Planorbidae. Gene Ontology annotation, biological process: toll-like receptor signaling pathway; immune response. The record is from RefSeq and is a predicted model, not a curated record. Gene Ontology annotation, cellular component: membrane.